Messenger RNA from Humulus lupulus (European hop), 2835 nucleotides. RefSeq lists its product as uncharacterized. Gene Ontology annotation, molecular function: DNA helicase activity. The record is from RefSeq and is a predicted model, not a curated record. The transcript has 3 exons. Gene Ontology annotation, biological process: telomere maintenance; DNA repair. Bases 1 to 2835 code for a protein of 944 amino acids. Lineage: Eukaryota; Viridiplantae; Streptophyta; Magnoliopsida; Rosales; Cannabaceae.
AUGCCAACAGUUUCUGAAGUAGCAGGCUUAAUAAUUGGUGAUUUUAGUGAAGCAAACUACCAACGCGACAUUAUUGUAGAGCAUCGAACUAAUGGACUUCAGAGGAUCACUGAUUUGCAUCCAAGUUUCAUGUCUAUGACAUAUCCAUUGAUACACCCUUAUGGUGAAGAUGGAUAUAGAAUUGAUAUACCCUUAAGAGACUUAAAUCAGACCCCUUUUAAGAGGCAAAAGUUGACAAUGAGGCAACAUUAUUGCUUCAGGUUGCAGCAAAGAUUAAAUGAGGGGCACACUCUUCUCCGAGCUGGUAGACUACUACAACCAUAUAUAGUUGAUUCUUACAUGGCAAUUGAAGAAGAAAGAUUCCGUUGGAUACGAAAUAAUAAAAAAAAACUCAGAUCUGACCUUUACUCUGGCCUGAUGGAUGCUGUUCAUCGAGGUGAUUCAGAUUGUUCAAAAGUCGGAAAAUCAAUUAUCUUGCCUUCAUCACACACUGGGGGACCACGAUAUAGAGUACAAAAUUACCAAGAUGCAAUGGCCAUUUGUAAAUGGGCAGGAUAUCCUGAUUUUUUUCUUACUUUCACUUGCAACCCAAAGUGGCCAGAAAUAAAUAAUAUGCUGCAUUUAAUUGGGCAAAAAGAUGAUGACAAUCGAGUGGAUAUCAUAUGCAGAGUUUUUGAGAUAAAGUUAUUCCAACUAAUGCAGGAUCUCAAAAAAGGAAAACCAUUUGGAAAAAUAAUCGCAUGUCUUUACACAAUUGAGUUUCAAAAGAGAGGCUUGCCCCAUGCACAUAUACUGCUUUUCUUACACCAAACAAUGAAAAAUCCAUCAGCAAAUCAUAUUGAUGAAAUAAUAAGUGCAGAAAUCCCAGACAUAAAUAUCGAUCCUGAUGGUUACAAUGCAGUCAACAAAUUUAUGAUUCAUGGACCAUGUGGCAAGCUCAAUCCUAACUCUCCGUGUAUGAUUCAAGGAAAGUGCACAAAAUAUUUCCCAAAAAAAUUCAAAGACCAAACGAUUGUUGAUGCCGAUGGCUUUCCAGUUUACAAAAGGCGAAAUACAGGUAUCCAUGUUGAAAAGAAAAAUGUCUUCUUAGAUAAUCGAUAUGUGGUCCCUUAUAAUAGGAAUUUGAUUGUUAAAUAUGAUGCACAUAUUAAUGUUGAUGUUUGCAAUUACUCAAGAUCAAUCAAAUAUCUAUUUAAGUAUGUCCAUAAAGGGUCUGAUAGAACAACAGCAAUAAUGGAAUCUAUUGACACUACCGAAGAAAUAGAUGAGAUCAAAACAUAUCUUGACUGUAGAUAUAUAUCAGCAACUGAAGCUUGCUGGAGAAUCUUCCAAUUUGACAUACAUUACAGACAGCCAGCCGUCGAAAGAUUAGCAUUCCAUUUGCCUGGAGAGCAUACAGUAGUAUUUGAAGAAAAUAAUUGCACCGAAAAUGUGCUUUGCCGACCUAGAAUAGAGAAAACAAAGUUCACUGAAUGGUUAGAGACAAAUAAGAAUUAUGAGGAUGCGCGUGACCUAACUUAUUCUGAUUUUCCUACACGUUGGGUUUGGAAUUCAAAAGACAAAACAUGGACGAGGAGAAAAAAUGGCAUAGCAAUUGGAAGAAUUUACUUUGCACAUCCUUCAACUGGAGAACGCUUCUACAUGAGAAUGAUGCUCAACUUUGUCAAAGGAAGUACUUCGUUCGAAAGCAUUAGAACAGUAAAUGGAGUGACAUAUCCUACUUUUAAAGCUGCAUGCUAUGCUUUGGGAUUAUUAGACAAUGAUAAAGAGUGGAUCGAUUGCUUGACUGAAGCUUCAAUUUGGGCAACCGGAAAUGAAUUAAGGCAUCUAUUUGUCAUGAUACUCAUUCAUUGUCAGGUUUCCGAUGCAUCACAACUUUGGAAAUCUAAUUAUACUGCAUUGUCAGAAGACAUGGUUUCAUUACAAAGGAAGAGAUUCAAAAUGAAGGACCUUCAACUAACUGAACAACAAGUGGAAGCAUACACAUUGUUCGAAAUUGAAGGUAUAAUGUUGAAGAUGGGAAAAAGUCUGAAAGAAGUAGAUGGAAUGCCUCUACCUAAUUCUUCUUUGAUGAGAGACUCGGGUAAUAGAUUGGUCAAUGAAGAGCUUGACUAUGACAAAGAUCAAUUAAAAAUAUUUCAUGCAAAAUCAUUUGCUGCUCUAAAUCCUUGCCAGAAGUCAGCUUAUGAAGCAAUGACAGCUCAUUCACGGUUUCGUAUUCCCUUGGAUGUAACAGAAGAGUCAACUUGCGAAAUUCGACACGGGACCCAAUUAGCUGCACUUCUUAUGAAAACCUCCUUGAUCAUUUGGGAUGAGGCACCUAUGGAAAAUAAGUUCUGCUUUGAAGCUUUAGAUAAGACCUUAAGAGAUAUUUUAAAAACAAGGUAUGAAAAUAGUACUACCAAACCUUUUGGAGGACUUACAGUGGUAUGUGGUGGUGAUUUCCAUCAAAUAUUGCCAGUUGUCCCAAAGGGUACAAUAGCUGACAUUGUUGAUUCUUCUCUUAAUUCAUCCUACUUGUGGUCAUUUUUUAAAGUAUAUCAGCUCAACCAAAAUAUGAGGCUCUAUAAUGGAAGUGUCAGUAGCUCCGAGGUUGCUAAAAUAGCUUCUUUUGACAAAUGGUUGUUGCAGGUUGGAGAUGGUACAUUAUAUGAUGACAUUGAUAGAGAAUUAAUUAAAAUUCCUUCUGAUAUAUGCAAAAAACCAUAUGAAGAUCCAAUGAAAUCUAUAGUGGAAGCUAUUUACCCUUCACUUUUGCAUAAGUACAAUGAUCCAGCAUAUUUGAAAGAAAGAGCUAUAUUAACGCCAAAAAAUGAAAUGGUUCAUGAGAGUUAA